Messenger RNA from Auanema sp. JU1783, 1032 nucleotides. NCBI's taxonomy places the organism in Eukaryota, Metazoa, Nematoda, Chromadorea, Rhabditida, Rhabditidae. The record is from the annotation of a GenBank genome assembly.
AUGGAAGACAUGUCGUCAUCUGGAGGUCAAUGUGGCUAUACAGAAGAAGUUAGUACUCUUCGAUUUCUAUACAUAUCGUUCUCAGGAAUUAUUGCUAUAGCAGGUUUUAUCUCGAAUAUCCUUCUUCUAUACGUCUUCACAACAAAACGGAUGGCAAACAGUCCGCCGAACCUCUAUCCGGCAAUUCUGUCAAUCCUUGAUGCCAUCCUCUGUUUACUGUUUGUAUUCGUGUUCGUUCUAGAUGUCAAUAUGAUAUAUCUGAAGAAUCUGAAAUUAUUUAUAUUAUAUCAUCAAUACAUAAUCGUGGCCUUUGCAACAGCUAAGAUAGUUCAAUUCUUGAUACCUUAUAUGCUCAUGUUAGCGACGUUUGAACGCUACACAUGGAUAACGAACAAUCGAAAGUACGGUUUUCUGAAGCCGAACGGACGAUAUAUCUCAUUAAUAUUUAUAACCAUAUUUGGUAUAUCGUUACGCAUGCCAUCAGCGUUAUCAUUGAAAGUAGCCGAGUUUACAAACUGUACAGAUGCUUUUCGUCGUUUAGCUGUUGAUCAGAAAGAUUGGGCCAAAGAAGAGGAAUUCUUCGUCUUCUAUGAUUUCUAUGCCAUCACUUUACUACAAACCUUUCUUCCAUUCAUUAUUCUCAUGGUUUUAAAUAUUACAAUUGUUAAUCGAUUAUCACAAAUUGAUACGAAAAAUAGAAAUGUUAAAGAGGACAAAAUUGUCAUUUCCAAACGACGCUCUACUCGACUCAUUCAAACUUUCAAGUUUCAUCGAAUGCCAAUGACCGUUCGAAAUGCCGUUUUCACUAUGGUUGCGAUUGUCUUCUCAUAUUUGAUCUCGAACACUCUUCACAUCAUACUAACCGUGUUGGAAGUUGGAAAAGCAUCUAUUCUAGUGGAAGAUGACGAUCCUUAUAAGGCGUCAAUGAUUUAUACCAUAUUGGGUGAUGGAGUGUCCAUAUUAUACAUGUUUUCAUCUGCUAUACGCAUACAUUUUAUUUCCAAAAUAUUCGUCAAAAAUGAAAUCGAGUGA